Messenger RNA from Marmota flaviventris (yellow-bellied marmot), 884 nucleotides. RefSeq names its product complement factor D (gene Cfd). Gene Ontology annotation, biological process: proteolysis. The record is from RefSeq and is a predicted model, not a curated record. NCBI's taxonomy places the organism in Eukaryota, Metazoa, Chordata, Mammalia, Rodentia, Sciuridae. Gene Ontology annotation, molecular function: serine-type endopeptidase activity.
AAGGGCCCCGGGGCCCCCGCCUGGGUCAGUGUUCAGGCCACAGUGGUGUCAUCAUGCCAGGCUCUACGUGCCUGGCGUCUCUGGUCCUCCUGGGGGCCGCAGUGUGUGCGGCCCAGCCUCGCGGUCGGAUCCUGGGCGGUCGGGAAGCCGAGGCGCAUGCGCGGCCCUACCUGGCGUCCGUGCAAGUGAACGGCAAACACCUGUGCGGCGGCGUCUUGGUCACCGAGCAGUGGGUGCUGAGCGCUGCGCACUGCCUGGACGACGCGGCCGAAGGGAAGGUGCAGGUGCUCCUAGGCGCGCACUCCCUAUCGCAGCCCGAGCCCUCCAAGCGCCGGUACGACGUGCGCCGAGCGGUGCCCCACCCGGACAGCAGGCCGGACACCAUCGACCACGACCUCCUCCUGCUGCAGCUAUCGGAGAAGGCGGCACUAGGCCCGGCCGUACAGCCUCUGGCCCUGCAGCGCGAGGACCGCGACGUGGCGCCCGGCACACUCUGCGACGUGGCCGGCUGGGGCGUGGUCAGCCACGCUGGCCGCCGGCCUGACCGCCUGCAGCACGUGCUCUUGCCGGUGCUGGACCGCGCCACCUGCAACCUGCGCACGUACCACGACGGCGCCAUCACCCCGCGAAUGAUGUGCGCGGAGAGCAACCGCCGCGACAGCUGCAGGGGCGACUCCGGAGGUCCGCUGGUGUGCCGGGGAGUGGUCGAGGGUGUGGUCACCUCGGGCGCGCGCGUGUGUGGCAACCGCAAGAAGCCGGGCAUCUACACGCGCGUGGCGAGCUACACGGCCUGGAUCGACGGCGUGCUGGCAGAGGGCGCGGAGGCCUGAGCGGGACCUACGGCGCGGGGCACGAGGAGAUGGUAAUAAAGGCGUUCGUUUCUA